AUGCCGCGCCAUCGCGAGAUUUGCUAUGAGCUUCUCAUCAAAACUCCGGGGCUAUCGUUCCCCUACCUCACCAAGACAAGUCCCCAAUUUUCAAUUGCCUGUACAAGAGUCUUUAGCGGCUCACCUCUGCCACCAAACAGGACCCCAACGGAGGUAGAAGACAACAUCUGCGAGUUCUUAACCGAAUGUUAUAGCAACUUCCACUGCCUCACCAUUUGCCCCAACCACGAUCUCGUCGCGCCACCAUGCGCAUGUGAAGAAAAGGAGACUCAAUACUACGAUCACAUUGCCAGCAGUCUCAACAAAUCUUGGGAAAGACCUAUUGAUCCUAAAGACAUCAAAUUUAUAGUCGAAGCAAUCUUGUACGCUCGAAUCGAGGCCAUCAAGAAGAAGGGGAUUAAGAAUGAGAUCGGGCAGGCAUAUAACCUCAUCCUACUCAACGCUCACAUCCUCGUCUGCACAUUCGCGGAGUUCAAGCAUAGCCAUGGUUACCGUCCUGUGGACAGUCUUUUCUGGACUGUCACUGGUGCUAUUGAGCAGAAACAAGAAGCUAGAACGAGGGUGGAAACGGUUCUCAGGCAACGAAAGGCUAAGAACGUCAAGUCUGUUUCGGAUGCUGGAAAUCUUUCUGUGGCAGAUUCGGCUGUCACUCACGAAAGGAAACAAUGA
Fusarium odoratissimum NRRL 54006 is the source of this 669-nucleotide messenger RNA. RefSeq lists its product as uncharacterized. The transcript is spliced from 2 exons. The coding region runs from base 1 to 669 and encodes 222 amino acids. NCBI's taxonomy places the organism in Eukaryota, Fungi, Ascomycota, Sordariomycetes, Hypocreales, Nectriaceae. The record is from RefSeq and is a predicted model, not a curated record.